This is a messenger RNA of Coffea eugenioides, 1583 nucleotides long. Its product is annotated as F-box protein At3g07870-like. The transcript is spliced from 2 exons. The record is from RefSeq and is a predicted model, not a curated record. Bases 153 to 1304 code for a protein of 383 amino acids. NCBI's taxonomy places the organism in Eukaryota, Viridiplantae, Streptophyta, Magnoliopsida, Gentianales, Rubiaceae.
UUUGCAAGUGCACUUGCAAAGCCUGGCGCCGCCUGAUCUUGAGCCCUCACUUUGCUCGGAUACACUAUGCAAGAUCGCAGACUAGCCUUCUAAUCAGGAAUUUGGACAGUUCAUGUGUGCCGAGAACGCUUUAUCUGAUUGAUCCGUCUGAAAUGGAUCUCAAGUCUUGUCUGGGAUGUGAUAAAGAACUUCAUUUAAGUCUUGAUGUCAAACUGAGGAUCCCUUUACGCAAUCCUCUAAUCGCACUUCAAAUGGAUGCUGUGAAGAAGAAGCGUCGUGUUAGACUGAAACUCACAGAUCAAAAGUUCAGGAUUGUGAACUCUUACAAUGGAUUCCUCUGUUUGUCUGAACCCUCAGCUAAUGAACCUGUGGCUGUAUGCAAUCCUGUCACUGGUGAAUAUGUAGAAAUUCCAGAGGGUGAUAAGGCUUAUGAAAACUUUGUGGAUUGUGGAUUUGGCUUUUGUCCAAAUACCAACCUGUAUAAAGUGAUCAGAAUAUUUGAUACGGGGGUUAAGAGGGCUAUUGAUUGCCCUAUUGCACAGAGAGAAAUGUAUUCAAGUAGAAUGGCUGAAAUACACACACUUGGCACACAAUCUUGGGAAAAUGUUGGGUAUGCACCUUCUUAUUAUGGUAAAUUAACAUCACCAACUUACUUGAAUGGAAAUCUUCACUGGUUGCAUGAGGGCUGGGACAGUUCAACCAUCAUUCUUUCCUUUGACUUUACUCAGGAAUGCUUCAAGAACUUCCCACCACCAAUGUUUGAGAUAUUGAAUUUUGAGUUUGCCUUGUGUGAUGUACGACAUAUGAGCAUGGGUGUGUUAAGAGGUGAUUUAUUUUUAUGCCAUGCUAGUCAUAAUUCAAUUAACUUCUGGGUGAUGGAGAAGUAUGGUGUUCAAGAUUCUUGGACUAAAUUGGCUAAGAUCCGAAAGUCAGCAUGGGAGCAUAAUUAUAUGUACCAUCCGAUUGAUUACCUGAGAUGUGGAUCACUGUUGAUUUUUCAUUACCCCAAGAAUAUGUUGAUACAUUAUGAUCUGAAGAGCAAAGAACGCAGUUAUUUUAAAGUUUGUGGGACUAGAUCGAAAUGUGAAGCUGUUUCUCUGAUUCCAAGCUUUUUCUCAUUCAAGGAAGCUGUGCAAGAAAAUAUAAGGGUGUUCAACAUCCGUUCAUUGGGCGCAAGGAUUAAACUUCAAGGUGAGAAUAAAGCUCUUUACGUAAGGGAAGAAGAUAAAGCAAAUAUUCCUUCUGAUAGCUCAACUUACUGGAGUGGAGAUGAUUAUGAUAGUGAAGAUUGGCCUUGGUAUUAGUUUUUGAAGUGCAUCAAGAGGGACGUUUGUGAUUGUGGAGACUGGCCUUGGUAUUAGUUUUUGAAGUGCUUGAAGAGAAACAAUGUUUUGAAACAUGAAUGGGUGUAGCUAUUUGAAGCUUAAGACUUAAAAAGACUACUAUUAUAUUUAUUAGGACCUAUUUUUAUUUGCCCUUAGAACAUAGGUUGCCUGAAAUUCUUGGAGCUGUCAAAAUUACUUCUUUUGUGACUGCAGUUCCCAGUUGCUUUUCCUUGGGGCAAAGUGUUACUAUUGGUCAUG